UCCCUCUUCGGCUUCCGUAGAGGAAGUCGCGCGGACCUUCAUCUGGGGUUUCGGUGCUCCCCCCCCCCGCCCCUUCCCCGGGGUCCGGGGGUGACAUUGCACCGCGCCCCUCGUGGGGUCGCGUUGCCACCCCACGCGGACUCCCCAGCCGGCGCGCCCCUCCCAUUCGGCUGUCCCGGUCAGGCCCCCACCGUCCCACCUGCCCAGCCAUGGGGGCUGCGGUGUUUUUCGGCUGCACUUUCGUCGCGUUCGGCCCUGCCUUCGCGCUUUUCUUGAUCACUGUGGCUGGAGACCCGCUUCGCGUUAUCAUCCUGGUCGCAGGGGCAUUUUUCUGGCUGGUCUCCCUGCUCCUGGCCUCUGUGGUCUGGUUCAUCUUGGUCCAUGUGACCGACCGGUCAGAUGCCCGGCUCCAGUACGGCCUCCUGAUUUUUGGUGCUGCUGUCUCUGUCCUUCUACAGGAGGUGUUCCGCUUUGCCUACUACAAGCUGCUUAAGAAGGCAGAUGAGGGGUUAGCAUCGCUGAGUGAGGACGGAAGAUCACCCAUCUCCAUCCGCCAGAUGGCCUAUGUUUCUGGUCUCUCCUUCGGUAUCAUCAGUGGUGUCUUCUCUGUUAUCAAUAUUUUGGCUGAUGCACUUGGGCCAGGUGUGGUUGGGAUCCAUGGAGACUCACCCUAUUACUUCCUGACUUCAGCCUUUCUGACAGCAGCCAUUAUCCUGCUCCAUACCUUUUGGGGAGUUGUGUUCUUUGAUGCCUGUGAGAGGAGACGGUACUGGGCUUUGGGCCUGGUGGUUGGGAGUCACCUACUGACAUCGGGACUGACAUUCCUGAACCCAUGGUAUGAGGCCAGCCUGCUGCCCAUCUAUGCAGUCACUGUUUCCAUGGGGCUCUGGGCCUUCAUCACAGCCGGAGGGUCCCUCCGAAGUAUUCAGCGCAGCCUCUUGUGCCGACGGCAGGAGGACAGUCGGGUGAUGGUGUAUUCUGCCCUGCGCAUCCCACCCGAGGACUGAGGGAACCUAGGGGGGACCCCUGGGCCUGGGGUGCCCUCCUGAUGUCCUCGCCCUGUAUUUCUCCAUCUCCAGUUCUGGACAGUGCAGGUUGCCAAGAAAAGGGAUCUAGGUUAGCCAUUGCCCUGGAGAUGAAAUUAAUGGAGGCUCAAGGGUAGAUGAGCUCUGAGUUUCUCAGUACCCUCUCCCCAGACUGGACAUCUUUUUCUCAGGCCUGAGGGGAACGAUUUUUGGUGUGAUAAAGACCCUAAUCUGCCUUUUCUUCUUUUUUGAGGUGGGGGGAGGGAGGAGGUAUGUUGGAACUCUUCUAACCUCCUUGGGCUGUAUUUUCUCUCAAAUUGCUCCUCAUGGCUGGGCUCAUUUCUGUCCCUUUCUCCCUGGUCCCAGACCUUAGGGGAAAGGAAAGAAGUGCAUGUUUGGGAACUGGCAAUACUGGAACUAAUGGUUUUAACCCUUAAACACCAGCAUCCCUCCUCUCCCCAAGGUGAAGUGGAGGGUGCUAGGGUGAGCUGGCCCUCCAGAGCUGCAGUGCCGCUGGAGGAGUCAGACUACCAUGACAUCGUAGGGAAGGAGGGCAGAUUUUUUUGUAGUUUUUAAUUGGGAUGUGGGAGGGGUGGGGAGGUUUUCUAUAAACUGUAUCAUUUUCUGCUGAGGGUGGGGUGUCUCAUCCUUUUAAUCAAGGUGAUUGUGAUUUUGACUAAUAAAAAAGACUUUGUAAUUGUG
Messenger RNA from Sapajus apella (tufted capuchin), 1727 nucleotides. RefSeq names its product aph-1 homolog A, gamma-secretase subunit (gene APH1A). The record is from RefSeq and is a predicted model, not a curated record. Gene Ontology annotation, cellular component: membrane; endoplasmic reticulum; gamma-secretase complex. NCBI's taxonomy places the organism in Eukaryota, Metazoa, Chordata, Mammalia, Primates, Cebidae. The transcript has 7 exons. Gene Ontology annotation, biological process: positive regulation of catalytic activity; Notch receptor processing; Notch signaling pathway. Gene Ontology annotation, molecular function: protein-macromolecule adaptor activity. The coding region runs from base 210 to 1007 and encodes 265 amino acids.